UUUGAAAAGGCUGUGCCGGAAGUGGUGUGGGACUCGGACUCUUGAUGCCUUCACUUCAGAGUCAAGGAGAGAAAUAUUUACAGACGGACGGUUAGGAGCUCCCUCUUGGACCCGAGCCUCCUGAACCCGCUAACGGAACCGGGACCUGGUGCUAAAAGGGUCGAACCUGGACCGGUCCGGACCAGAACUGUAGCUAAGCUUUUGCGGGGAGGAGCUGGAAUGGCUCGACCGAGGAAAAAAACCUCUGCUGGAAGUUCAGAGUGAAGAAGACCAGAGGAGAGACCAACCACACAAACUGCUGACAGAGGAGGAGGAGGAGGAGGAAGAGGAGGUGACCUUUAUUCGGACAAAGAAGGAGAAAGUCAUGAUGGGUGGAGGAGUAAAGCUGUUGGAGAUCUUCUGCCUCCUGCUGCUGAGCGGAAACUGCUGACUGUCCCUCGACCAAUAGGAGGCAGGCUGAGGAGGGACUUGGAGGGAAGACCACCUGAACAGGUGUCGUACAUCAUCGGUGUGAAUGGAACGGAUCACAUCGUGCAUCUGGAGAGGAACCGCCUGCUGAUGCCUGCAGACUUCACCGUCUUCACCUACAGCAAGAACGGAUCUGUCAUCACAUCCAGACCUUCAGUCCAGGACCACUGUCACUAUCGGGGCUUUGUUCAGGACAUGGAGGGCUCGUCCGUGGCUAUGAGCAUCUGCAACGGCCUCAGAGGAGUGAUGCAUCUCACCACCGACAGCUACGGCAUCGAGCCCUUAGACUCCGCCCCCGACCAGCAUCUGCUGUACCUCCUACGUGAUGUGACGUCACAGCCUCAGGGGUGUGGAACACAUCAGCAUGAGCCCAGCAAUGCCACUGGGCAUGUUCAGUCAGAACCAGUGGAAGUCCAUCACGGAGAGCACAGGAGGAUGAAGAGAGCGGUUCUCCAUAAAACUCACUAUGUGGAGCUGCUGCUGGUGGUCGACAACGACAGGUACAACUACAUGAACCAAAACCAGACCGCCGUGAGAGAGGAGAUGGUCCAGCUCGCUAACUUUGUGGACAGCAUUUACAUGCAACUGAAUGUUCGGGUGGUUCUGGUCGGUCUGGAAAUCUGGACUCACCAGAACCCAAUAAGCACUGAGGGAGAAGCUGGAGAAGUGCUGAGUCGCUUCACACAGUGGAGGGAGAAGGAGCUGGUUCCCCGCCGCCGCCAUGACUCCGCUCAGCUCAUCCUGAAGAAAAGCUUUGGUGGAACGGCGGGAAUGGCCUUCGUGUCCACGGUGUGCUCCAGGAGUCACGGAGGGGGCAUCAACGCGUUCACCACCAACAGAAUUCCCGCCUUCGCCUCCAUCGUGGCUCACGAGCUGGGUCACAACCUCGGGAUGAACCACGACGACGGCCGCACCUGCAGCUGCCCCGUGGACGCCUGCAUCAUGAACUCUGGGACCACAGGAUCCAGGAACUUCAGCAGCUGCAGCGCGGACGACUUCGAGAAGAUGAUCCUGAUGACGGGAGGGAUGUGCCUCAUGAACAUCCCCCGGCCUGAUGAGGCUUACAGCGCCCCCUUCUGUGGAAACGGGCUUGUUGAUGUCGGAGAGGAGUGUGACUGUGGGUCAGAAAAGGAGUGCGAGGAAGACCAAUGCUGUGAAUUUAAGACCUGCAAGCUGAAGUCCUGGGCUCAGUGUGCAUACGGGGAGUGCUGCUACAACUGUCGGUUCCUGCCAGGUGGAACAGUGUGCCGCAGCAGUGAGGACGAGUGCGACCUGCCCGAGUACUGCAACGGCUCCUCCCCCAUCUGUCAGAGCGACGUCUUCAUCCAGGACGGACAGCCGUGCAGGAACCAGAAGGCCUACUGUUACAACGGGAAGUGUCAGUACCACGACAAGCAGUGUCAGGCUUUAUUUGGAGUCAAGGCGACAGCAGCUCCUGAAAUCUGCUUCAAGGAAGUCAACAGUAAAGGAGAUCGCUUUGGGAACUGUGGCUACCAGAACUUUCCCUUCAAGAAGUGUGAGAGCAGGAACGCCCUGUGCGGGAAGCUGCAGUGCUCCAACGUUCAGGGGGUCACGGUUUUUGGCAAAGUGCCGUCUUACAUCACCACCCGGAUCGGUGGAGCCGAAUGCUACGGGGUGGACUUCAAUCUGGGGUCGGACGUCCCCGACCCGGGGAUGGUGAACGAGGGGACCAAGUGUGGAGACAAUAAGGUGUGCAUGAACUUUGAGUGCCGCUCCGCUGACGUCCUGAAGAGCGACUGCGACACGGAGACAAAGUGCCACGGACACGGGGUGUGCAACAGCAACAGGAACUGUCACUGCGAGAGCGGCUGGGCCCCGCCGUUCUGCGAGCUCUCGGGAUACGGCGGCAGCGUGGACAGUGGACCCACGUGGAACGACAAAGACACGUCUCUCAGGGACGGCCUGCUGGUCUUCUUCUUCCUCGUUCUUCCCCUGCUCGGCUUGGGCGCGUUUGUUUUCCUGCGCAGGAACGAGCUGCUGCGCCGGCUGGGGCUGAGCCGCAGGAAGAGGUCGCAGGGAUUCGAGCCUGACGCUGCAGCUUCAGCCCGCCAGAGCAGAGAGCCCCCUCCCAGAGCUCCGCCUCCAGCCAUUCUACGUGGAAACGCCAACGGCAGAGAUGGGCAUCACGCUCAGCUGCUGCCUCCACCGGAGGUGGUGGAGCCCAACAGGACGGCCCCGCCCUACAGCGUACGACCCCCGCCCCCGCCCCUGAAACCCAAACCUUCUGCUGCAUCACAGCCUCUGGUGCCUCAAAGACCCGCCCCCGCUCCACCUGUCUAACCGGUCAGGAGAUCCCCAACGACACCUGGAUGACACCACUGUCCCCGUCCCUCCUCAUCUCUGCCCUUUAAUUUAACCUCACCGGAGCUGGUUACCUAGCAACUAACAGGAAGGGAUUUGGCACCCUGAGGGGUGCGGGAGCUGGACUGUAGGAGGGCCUGCAGAUCCAGGAAUCGGGGCUCCUGUGGGGACCAGCAGCAUCACAGCAGCUCUGCUGAUGAGACUCUGCUGCUGUCUGCUGAGCGGAGACUAACGCCGCGCUCCAUCAUCACCCCGCCUGCUGGUCGCACGGAACCAGUCCAAACCCUGCCCUUCAACGCUACCAAACCAGCCAAUCAGACUGUAGAAGACUAAGAAAAAACUCUUCAGCCAAUCAGAAACGUUUGAUCAGGUAUGGAUCAGGUUGGGAAUUUAGUGAGCUAGUCAAGCAGUUGUGUUUUUCUGAUGCUGGAGGGCAAUGACAGAAACAGAGAGUUUAAAAGCGUCAAAAAGAAAUGUCAGGAACUUGUUACAUUUUUACAGUUUUUUUAAAUGCUAAAUAUCUAAAAUUAUAAUCUAAAAGUUCGCAACAUCGCUUCUUAAAGAGUCUAGAAUUCAUCUUUUGCUUUCUCAAAUGUCAAAUCUUUACUCUUUAAGAUCCGCCCCUUAUGUCCUGUUUCUCUGAUUGGUCGGUCUGUCAAAAGUUAAGACGACUGAGGAUCUCUGGGUCUGAACUCUUUAGCAAGAAUCCUCUGGUUUUCUAAAGACAAGUUAAACAUACUUUCACAGUUUUGAACUGAAGGUCUGGACGUGAAAACAGAUGAAUUUUCAGUGCAGACCUCUGAGAGCCGGAGCGACCGGCUGCUGAGCUCCAUCCUGGCUCCUUCUGCUCGUGUUUACGUGAACAUUUAGCUUCAAAAAGGUCAAACCUGUCAGGAAAAGAAUGAACGGAGGUGUUGCAGUGAAACGAUUAGAAGGGUCAGUAAAUAAAAAGGUUUCCAUUAGAAACAAAUUCAGCCGUCUGAUUGGCCGCCUUCUUUCAUAAACAUUUAUUUGAUCACAUGCUGAAUUCCCUCCAUCCAGUAAAAACCUUAAUUAGGUUUAAAAGAAAAGCUCUUCUCUGAUUGGCUGGUUAGCAGAUGCGGGGGGUGGGGCUUGCACCUGCUCCCUUUUUUUAAUGAAAGCACUGCUGCUCAGUGCUGCCAUAGGAAUGUAACCCCCCACCCCACCCAAGCGACCGUUGGAGAGUGCGCUUGGUCUGCCCCACCUGGCCCUCCGAGCUCCCUCCUCCCAGAAUUGUAACCAGAAUUUAUGCAAUGGUGUCUCAGACGUACAUUCACUCUCACCGCAGAGGAGAUCUGUCUUAAAGCUACAGCACUGUUACGACCGCUCACAUCCGAGUCCAACCAGGGAUCUCCGUCCAGCAGCCGCUUGGUGGCGGCCCCCGCCAGCUGCACGGCGACGGCUGCUUCUGGAUCUGCACUGACUUCUGUGUGAAAGAGUUGCCGCUUUUCAGGGUGUGAGUGAACACUGUCAGCGUGAACGUUUCUUUGAUCCCCUUCAUGCAAAAGCCGAGCUGGAAGCUCCUGCAGCGUCGGGCCACAUCAGAAGAGCGUUCAGGAGGACUAAAAACCAGUAAAUCCUGGAGCUCCAUUCAUCAUCGAGACUCCAUAUGUAUCCAUCCACCACAGGAAGUAGAUCCCAACAAAAAACGUUUCCCACAUUAUUUUCAAAACCAAAUUAACCAAAUCAAGCAAAUUGACCGUCAACUACUAUAUUUGUUUUCCAGAGCUGAAAUGUUUUAUGAUUAAUGUACAUUCAUCUUAUUUUGUUAAUCCUCCUCAUUUCAACUAAUUAAAAUGAUCUGAAGACACAAUGACAAUCAUAGCUGUAGAAUAUUCAAAGAAUGUUUAUUGAUAUGCUCACAAAAACAUUUAUUUAAAGGUGCAAAAGUUCUGAUAUUGGCCCCAGAUGCACUCCUAAAAAAUAAAAUGAAAAUGAAACACAAGAAAAGUUUGCUAUUCUCGCCUAAAAACAAGAAAAUCUUAACUUGCAGAAGUGCAAAAAAAGGAAAUAGGAGAAGCUUCAAAAUUCACAUUGUUAAACCAACUUCAACAAGGUGCAUUUCAACUCAAUGAUAAAUAACUGUUGAAUUAUCAGAUGUACACUGUAAAAUGAUUUCAUGAUUAAAACCUGCACAGAUCUUCUACACUUCUA
This is a messenger RNA of Oryzias melastigma (Indian medaka), 4965 nucleotides long. RefSeq names its product disintegrin and metalloproteinase domain-containing protein 9. Gene Ontology annotation, biological process: proteolysis. The record is from RefSeq and is a predicted model, not a curated record. Lineage: Eukaryota; Metazoa; Chordata; Actinopteri; Beloniformes; Adrianichthyidae. Gene Ontology annotation, cellular component: plasma membrane. Gene Ontology annotation, molecular function: metalloendopeptidase activity.